Anopheles marshallii is the source of this 222-nucleotide messenger RNA. It is a transcript of the gene ubl, whose product is annotated as ubiquitin-like protein 5. The transcript has a single exon. Bases 1 to 222 code for a protein of 73 amino acids. Gene Ontology annotation, molecular function: protein tag activity; protein binding. NCBI's taxonomy places the organism in Eukaryota, Metazoa, Arthropoda, Insecta, Diptera, Culicidae. Gene Ontology annotation, cellular component: cytoplasm; nucleus. The record is from RefSeq and is a predicted model, not a curated record. Gene Ontology annotation, biological process: protein modification process; mRNA splicing, via spliceosome.
AUGCUGGAAAUCACGUGCAACGAUCGGUUGGGUAAGAAGGUGCGCGUGAAGUGCAACCCGGACGAUACCAUUGGCGACUUGAAAAAGUUGAUCGCUGCCCAGACCGGUACGCGCUACGACAAGAUAGUGCUGAAAAAGUGGUACACUAUAUAUAAGGACAAUAUCAAGUUGGCGGACUACGAAAUUCACGACGGUAUGAACAUCGAGCUUUACUAUCAGUGA